Amphibalanus amphitrite is the source of this 2065-nucleotide messenger RNA. RefSeq names its product novel acetylcholine receptor chaperone-like. Gene Ontology annotation, biological process: chaperone-mediated protein complex assembly; positive regulation of protein localization to cell surface. The record is from RefSeq and is a predicted model, not a curated record. The transcript is spliced from 3 exons. Bases 284 to 793 code for a protein of 169 amino acids. Lineage: Eukaryota; Metazoa; Arthropoda; Thecostraca; Balanomorpha; Balanidae. Gene Ontology annotation, cellular component: endoplasmic reticulum.
GCAGAAGGCAUUUGUGGCGGAUUUUGUGCUCUUGGAGGAGGACAAGGCCCUAAAUACAGAGGAGGAUGAGGAGGAGUGCCUGAAAAUUAUUUUCGUUCGUUUGAGUCAUUUACUGGUCCAAGAUAUAAUUUAAAACAUAGCCUUACAGGUCCAGUCUCGCAGAUCCUUUUGCACCAUAACUUGACUCGAGACACAACAGCCGGAAACCUUUCAGGACAAGGAAGGCUCAUAAAACUCGACUUUUUGAGGAAUUGCAGAACACAAAGCUGAAGUGCUCUUAGAUAUGGCUUCCUUAGUGUUGAAGACCCUAUCUAUUUUUCUGGGACUAUUCUUCAUAUUUGUUGGACUGACAAAGAUAACACCAAAAAUCAACGCAGAGCUUCAUAGAGAGCUGAAGCGAGAAUUUGUAAAGUAUUCCAAAGUCAUUCCAUUUGUGAAGGCAUACAACAUCAAGAUUCACAGCAAGCAGUACCGCAGCUUUGUUGGAGGGCUGGAGAUCUCUUGUGGAGCAUGUCUGGCUUUCAUACCUUUCAAGCGGAUGAAGCAGACGGCCAACUGCCUGCUGCUGAUCAUGAUGCUGUUCACCAUGUACACCCACUACGCGGUGGGCGACCGGUUCGAGCGCACGGCGCCGUCGCUCGUGUUCCUCUUCAUGCUCGUCUGCCGGCUGAUCGUUGACUACCAAGUGCAGCGCCAGGAGCGCGCCGCCGCGGACAAGACGGCUCCGUCGGCCGCCUCCGCCACCGCCGCGGCCACAGCCGCCGGCGACGGCAAGUCCAAGAAGACCGAGUGAUUUCGGUCGAUAGUCGGGACAGCAGCGGCCCUGUGUGUCGUGUCAGAGAGGAGGUGGGGGGCCUUGACCGAUGGGGUAGUGAUGGCUCGUGGAGCGGGCAGUAGGCAGGGAGAAGUGAAGGUUGCAUGGGUCGGGUUCACGUGUAUUGUGUGCUGUGGUGUGAGCGGGGCGUUUUAAAGUUCAGUUUGAAGUUGUAUUUCUUCAAUGUUCCGAUGUCCUCGCGAUGUUUUCACUCAGUCUUGUUUGAGGUUGUCACGAUUGUGAUUUUCAGCACAAGCUCAAAGUUAAACAGCGAGGGCAUUGACUUCAGUGUUACGUUGGAUUGAAUGAGUGCUCUGUGUACCUAUAUGUAUGUAGAUGAACACUGCAGUGAUUGGACAAGCCAUGCAAGAAUGUUGAUGCAUGCUCAUCACUGCUCAGUAGACUGCACCUGCGCACUGCACGCUUCCUUCUGUCUAUCAAAUGUACUGCGUGAACUAGAUAACUAGAAAAUGCGGCUAGCCUAGUACAUGAACGAUGUUUUGUUGGCCCCUUCCCUUUUGCCUACACAUUAGACCUAAUUGUCGCGACAAUCAUUCCCGAGUCUAACUCCUUACUUGUUGGCUGUCAUUGAUGUCAAAUUUGGCCGGCCCCUGUUCGUUCUAACUAGCCGUAGUUUUUGUCUCAAACUCUCAGUUGCUAUAUCCUUGCCGUCUUCGCAUGGCGGGUCGUUGGUUUGGAACAGUUCGUUGACCAAGUUACGUUGACCAAGUUACUGUGUUAUUUCUAAUGAUUCAGAUGUCUCCAAGGCCUGUCUUUCCAGCUGGUCAGAAUGCAGUAUAACUCAGGUUUAUGCAUGCUCGUGUAUACCGCCAUAUAUUCGUUUCAGAUCUGAAUUCCGUGUGAUAUGUAUUCCUUGCAUAUUCCCUUUGGUAGCUUCGUUACUUUCAUGUGUUAUUGCAUGUAUGAUUUGCGUGUUAUUCAAAUGCUCACUGUAUUGCAUGGGGCUUUAACUAGUCAACCGCCAAGUACUAUACCAAAUGUACGAUACCAAAAACUUCGUGUCAUUGUGUCGCUAGUCAUGAGGUUCACCGUGAGUGUGCCAGUAGUCAAACAUACCUGUGGUAGGCGCGAGUGUGGGUGCGGUCCGCUCGUAGCGGCUACCCCGACACCGUGCCCUGUAACCGCGUGUGUGCCGACGCCGACCGGUGGACGCCCGCCAUCUGUGUCACGUUUUGCACCCCGGAUGUUUUUUUCCACCACAUCACUCAGCAAUAAAGCGGCUCUGACGCG